Messenger RNA from Plodia interpunctella (Indianmeal moth), 3142 nucleotides. Its product is annotated as zinc finger protein 84-like. Gene Ontology annotation, biological process: regulation of transcription by RNA polymerase II. Gene Ontology annotation, molecular function: chromatin insulator sequence binding. Bases 191 to 2830 code for a protein of 879 amino acids. Gene Ontology annotation, cellular component: chromosome. The record is from RefSeq and is a predicted model, not a curated record. NCBI's taxonomy places the organism in Eukaryota, Metazoa, Arthropoda, Insecta, Lepidoptera, Pyralidae. The transcript has a single exon.
UGUAGGGGCUUUUUGGGGCUUCCGCUUGUUUGUUCAUUCAUUUCGAUUUCGCUGUUUUUGUACACCUACUAUUAUUAUCUUCUUCAAAGUGGAACCAAUAUAUAAACUAAUGCAUACAGGGAGAUUGCGGUUGUGUAUUGCCAAUUUUGCGAAAUAGAAGACCGUGCGAACAGAGAGACUUUCAUUUAACAUGGACAUGGACGAACCGGAGGUGGAGUUUGACUUCGACAAUGACACAACUUGCACCAUUUGCUAUGCCGAAUUUCUCGAUGCAGGAGAUCUGGAAAUCCACAAGGCCCAAAUGCACAUCAUCGGAAUAUUGAAUUGUCAAUUCUGUGCGCUGAAACUAAUGAGUGUCGAAGAUUAUGCGUUGCAUAUUCGUGAUGAACAUUUGUUAAAUAUGAAAAUAUGCCAGAUUUGCGCUAGAGUGUUUCUGGACGAAACUUACUGCAGAAAACAUGAGAAAAAACAUUUGAUGAACCCCAAUACCGCUAAGUAUUCUUGUUCGCAAUGUGAGUUAAACUUUUACAGUACUAAGGAGUUGGAAAAACAUGAAUUCAAUACACAUAAAGAAGAGGACUAUGCCAGAGGUUUCUGGCUACAGGACUUCUCGCCGCACCUGGCAUCUGUUUUAAAUAUGACUUUAAAGUGUAUACUUGUUGAGGGGAAGCGCAAGUUUGUAUGUACAAAAUGCAGAGCUACAUCGCCAAACCUCAAAGACUAUGUACAACAUUUAAAAAAUGCGAAUUGCCGAUCUUUAACUUGCAACACAUGCUCUUGUGUGUAUAAAAGCAAAAAGAGUAUGUGGAGGCAUUUAACAAAACAUGGCGAAUGUAAUUGUGAUAUGAAAAAUAUUGUUAAAAAAUGCAAUAUAUGUUUGAAAGUUUUCCCGAUUCACUUCUGGAGAUAUCAUCAGAAUUCUUGUAAGGUCAUUAAAUGCCAGAUAUGCGAGAUCCCAUUUGAGAAUUUGGAAGAUUUAGCGAAACACCAGACGGAAAAGCAUCCGUUGGUUGUUUCUGUUCAAGUUUGCAAAUAUUGUAACAGGGAGUUUGUGGGAAAGGUGGGACUCGACAAGCAUAUACAAAGGACACACAACAUAGAACUGUAUAAAUAUAAAUGUGUCCAUUGUGAAAUGGUCUUUAAGCAUCCACAAAAAUUAUUUGCACAUUUCUAUACGAAACACAAGGAGAUGGAGCCAUAUUUCUGCUGUAUAUGCGACAAGAAAUUUAAAAUUAGAAAGAAUUUUACUAUUCAUAUCAAAUUGGAACAUUCCAGUAAGGGUUUUGUCGAAUUUGAUGAGAAAUUCAAUGUUUAUUUUAGAGAAAGGAGGUUUUUAACACAAGCAAUUACUACAAAUGAUAAUUCUCCAAUUACUAAUGCUAAUACUGGAAAUUCGAAGGACACAAGUGAACAGAAACACUCAGAAGAAACUGAUAAUCCUAAAAAAAAUCCUGACGCUGUAGAAAAAAGAUUAAUUGAAAUUGAAAUUGAUAGUCAGCCAAGUGAAACCAAAGACUUCCUCGCGACAGAGACAGAGGCACAGACCGAGAAUGAAACAAAAGAGGAAACAAAGUCCAAACGGAAAGUCAAAUCGAGUAGAGUUGCCAAUACAGUGUAUUCGUCUGGUUCUGAUUCGUUUGACGACCAACCUCUAUGUGUUGUUAGAAAAAAUAUUGGGAAACAUGGAAGGCCUAAGAUAAGAAGAAGGAAUGUCGAUGUUAAGAAUAGGUUCACUUGUCAACAUUGCAAUAAAAUAUGCAACACCUAUCAAAAUUAUCACCACCAUUUGAACACAGUCCAUCAAAAUGAAAGUGUUAAAUGUGUGAAGUGCAACAGAACUUUUGCUUCAAAGAAGAAGCUGACAGCUCACAUCGCCAAAGAGCAUUCGUUUUCACAAUUGACUGAAACUCUCAAAAAAGUAUUAGCGAAUCGUCAAAACAAUCAGAUUUCAUCAACUGAUGCAAAUACAUUGACAAAUUCUCAAAAAUUUGAGAGAACCAUCAAAAAAGUCGAUUGCACUAGUGUCGAGGAGCCAGCAACGUUGAAAUCUAUCUCAAAAGAAUUAUCCGUUCAAAAGUUUAUUGAAAGCUUCACACCAGAAACUAAUGAGAUAAAGAAGAAUAUAAUCAUUGACAGCAAUGUUAGUAUUAAACCUGUAAAUUGCCAGCCAAAAGAGUCAUUCAUAAAAUUAACUAAGUUCCAACCUAAAGAAGUCGAAUCAAAUAUUUUAAGGGCUAACAAACUGUCGAUGCCCGUUAGAUUUAAGCCUGAUAAUUCUGAACAGAAUAGUGUUACAGUGAAAGUGGUAAAUGCUGAAAGUCGGCCAUUAUUCAUUAAGCCAUAUCAUGACAAUGAUUACGCUAAUAAUAAUGACAGUUAUGACAAUGAUAUGAUAAAAUACCAUCAAAUACCCGAGGUAGCGCAGGAAGUGAUGUUAGAAGGUUCAGAAGAAGUUCCUAAAUCUAAAGUACAUAAAAUUGUCAUCCCAAAUAUACCUAAAGAGAUGAGUCAAGUGCGGAUAGCGACACUCCAGCCUGAGGCUCCAUAUUACAAAAUAAUAAAGAUAAGCGAUGUGUUGAAGAAGCCUGAGGAACUCAAGGAUGAGAAAGAAACAGAUAUAAUAUUGCCGAAUGGGAAAAAGUUGGUGAGUGUAAAUCCGUUAGCGCAUUUACUAGGAGAUACUCCCAUUGAGAAGAUUAUGGGUCAAAAGAAUAAAUAUUAUAAAUAUCAGCCGAAAACACCUAAUUUCGAACAGGCAGUUGCGAGGGCACUUACGGUGGUGAAACCAACUCCAAUGAAGAAGAGGAAGAUUACCAAAGUGGAGCCUUAACCACUGAGCUUGUUUUCAUAAUUAUUAUGCAAUUAGAAUCACAUUUUGUCAUUAAUUCAAAUUUAAACAAAUUGACUAUUGAUUGUGAUCAUGCAUUGAAUAUUAUUUUUUAUGUAGAAAUAUUUAAAAGGCUAAUAACAGAUUUAACUUAUUUUUCAUAUUUGCAACAAUAAUGUUAAAAAACUACUAGUUAGUAGGAUAUGCAUCUGUAUCUGAAGGAAGUUACGCUAUAUCAAACUUUCAGCAGCGACAAUAGAGGGUAUUACUUAUGUUGGUUGUAAAUUGAAAUAAAACAUUCAAUAUUCAAAAUAA